Messenger RNA from Ostertagia ostertagi, 840 nucleotides. The record is from the annotation of a GenBank genome assembly. Lineage: Eukaryota; Metazoa; Nematoda; Chromadorea; Rhabditida; Trichostrongylidae.
AUGAAAUUUUUUUCGAAGAUCCCGUUCCAGAUUUCGAAGGUCCAUUUAAGUAUGAGUAUUUUAUUUUGCAUCAAUCUUCUCAACUAUAUGGAUAGGUACACAAUUGCGGGCAAGUUUUUGUCACAUUUCGUGGAUUAUUAUGACAUCAAUGACGCAAAAGGGGGUCUCUUGCAGAGCAUCUUCAUGCUUUUUUACAUGAUAUGUUGCCCAGUUUGUGGUUUCCUAGGCGAUAGGUAUAUCAGAAAAUGGGUUAUGACAAUCGGGAUAGCAGUGUGGGUACUAGCCGUGUUUGCCUCCACCUACGUUCCUAAAAAUAUGUUCUGGCUGUUUUUGUUGCUCAGAGGAAUAGUUGGCGUCGGAGAAGCUUCUUACGUUAUCACUUCUCCAUCGGUAAUAGCCGACAUGUGCAGUGGAGAGAAUAGAAGUCGAAUGCUGAUGCUAUUCUAUUUUGCGAUUCCUUGUGGAAGUGGCCUGGGCUUCAUUAUCGGUUCUUACCUGUCUGCGCUCACUGGCGACUGGAAGUGGGGCAUUCGUGUAACCGCAGUACUAGGUGUCGUUUGUCUACUGGCGAUUAUUUUCUUCAUCCAAGAACCAGAAAGAGGUGGGGUCGAGCGAGAAGGCAGAAAUGUCGUUGCAUUGGUCGCCAGCAGUUACGUUAAUGAUCUCGGAAGCCUGGCUACAAAUCUCACAUUUAUCUUUUCGACGGCUGGUUACACGGCUCUUGUUUUCGUUGUUGGGACUCUUGCUUGGUGGGCUCCAACGGCCAUGGAACACAGCUACGCCAGCAAACGUGGGCUUAGCAGCACUGAUGAACUCGAUCCUGACAUAAAGGCGCAGUGA